GUUAGGCUGUAGAAACUAAUUCAAACCACUUCACGCACCAUCAAUGAUUGGUAGAGAGAGAAGAUCGUGUUAGAGAUAGGGAGAAGCACCAUCAAGGGUUUUCCUCUUUGAAAACUAAGAUCCUGCAAGCCAAAAUUGUAGCAUGUUGGAAGACAAGAUCGAGUUGGAGUCGCGGAAGCUUAGUGCUCUAUUUCGCAGAAGGGAGUCAGUCUGUUUGACAAUGAGGUCAGUAGACUUGAAGCUGCUUCAAUGGAGGCGGUGAUUCCUUUCUGUCCAGAUAUGGUAGAUCGUAGCUUGCCAGACAGUGAAGAGGAGGAUCUUUGCAUCACGGGUUCCUUGGAAGUUGAUGAGUCGUUGGAGACAGUCGGACCAAGAACAGAUAGGGGAAAAGGAGCACCGAUUGGAUAUGAGAUUCCAGAUGGUCCAGCUGAACGGACAGUCGAAGAAUAGAUGGUCACGACUCUCCUCAGCCGAACCACACAACAGACAUGAAGGAUCUACCGAUAGGCCCCAAGAUCGAAGUCUGUCCCGAGUUGGACAUAUGUUCAACACAAAAAGCCAUGUUGUACCCUCCAGGAGCCUUGACACCAUAGGUCAGCAAUGGUUGAUCUUUGCGGAAUUCCAAGAGGUCCCUCAUUGCUCAGAUAAGUCGACAUCUGUCCAAGAUUACACCAGUGAUCACUCCAGAACCUACACCUGUAUUUCAGAUAUCUUCAUUUGUAUUAGUCCUGUCCCCUGUGUGGUGAGUGGAACGAGUCUCGGGACCACCUUUUCUUUGCCUGCCCGUACACGUUCUCUAUUUGGUCAGCUUUGAGCAUUCCACUACUCCGUCGCACUCCAAACCCUGACUGGUCCAUCACUUCGAGGGUUCUCACCCGUAAAACCUCCCCAUCCAUCGACGUAGCUCUCCUUCGUCUCCUCUUCAAGACGGUGAUAUAUUUUGUAUGGCGGGAACGUAAUGGGCGUAUCCACAAUAGGGGCCCCCCCGUAGCUACUUUGCCCUCACUUAUAUGGUUGUCGAUGAGGUCACUCUCCGGUUAACAAGUCUCCAACGUCCGCGAAAUGUUGUGAGUCCUCUUAUGGAACACUGGUCUAGUCUCCUGGACCGUUUGUCCCAUACUCUGUUUUUGAAAAGCUCUGCUCUGCUCUGUUUUUUUUUUUUUUACAAGCUUCUACCAAACUUUUUGUACAUAAUUUUCUUUUUUGUUUAUCAAUAAAUUUAACAUUUCAACAAAAAAAAAAAAAACGUGGUCUUGUUGAUUAAUGAAUUUAAUGUAAGAGAUUACAGCCCUGUUCGUUUUAUUGUUGCGGCGAUGGCGAUCGGCGACCAAUAAAACAGCUUUAUUUCUCUUUCAAAAUCUUCAUCUCUCCCAUUUUCCAGUCCCUGCGACUUAAAUCUUAGGAUUUCGGAUCGCCAAAAUAAUUAGCGACACCACCUAUACCUUGAAUUAAAAGUAGCGACAGUCGCUGGUUUUGAAUCCAUUGAUUAAGA
Molecule: messenger RNA, 1492 nt
Organism: Camelina sativa (false flax)
Lineage: Eukaryota; Viridiplantae; Streptophyta; Magnoliopsida; Brassicales; Brassicaceae
Source: RefSeq, a predicted model, not a curated record